AGACCGCGAGAACUCAGUCGCCAGCCGCGCUCGAGCCGUCACGCCGUGCCGCACCCAAAAUCGAUAACUCCGUAAACUUGCCAAAACUCAACUCAUAUCGAAAAAAAAAAUUCACCACCUACCGAAAAAAUUCCCAAAAUUAUGGGGGUAAAUAAGAAACAAUUUCGCGCCAUUUUGAAUUUUACGUAAAAACUCCCCGAAGGUCGCGGAGUUGGCAAGAGCGGUGGUGACGUGUCGGCGAGAUUUGUCGUGUGGCGGCGAAUGGGAGAUGUCGGCGUUAUGGAUUACCAAUGCGUGGUCGUGUACACCGUCAUCAACAUCGCACCACCGCGGCUGUCGGCGCAGGCGUCGAUGUCGAAUGGAUGCGUCGACUGGAUCAAAAACAAAAUCAAAAGAGCGGUAGCAGUGUAUCUUCAAUCACUGAAGCUCGCGCCAAACAACGGGAUCAUACACGGUAACCUCGCCUGCUUGUACUACAAACAGGGUUUCAUAGACCUAGCCAUAGACACGUACCGCCGAGCAAUAGAGCUCCAACCUAAUUUCCCCGACGCAUACUGCAAUUUGGCUAAUGCACUGAAAGAGAAAGGGCUAGUUAACGAAGCUGAAGACUGCUAUAAUAAAGCGCUGUAUCUCUGUCCUUCUCACGUCGAUACGCUAAACAAUCUUGGCAAUGUCAAACGGGAACAAGGAAGGAUCGAAGAAGCGACGAAACUGUAUUUACAAGCACUGGACGUAUUUCCUAAUUUCGCUGCCACACACAGCAAUUUGGCAUCGCUACUGCAGCAACAAGGGAAACUUGAAGAAGCGUUGCUGCAUUAUAAACAGGCUAUUAAAAUUCAACCAAAGUUUGCAGACGCCUACAGCAAUAUGGGUAAUACGCUGAGGGAAAUGCAAGACAUAGAAGGUGCUUUAAUAUGUUUCAAGAAGGCAAUAGAAAUUCAUCCGAAUUUCGCUGAUGCUCAUUGUAACUUAGCGAGUAUUUACAAAGAUGUGGGUAGCAUUAAUGAAGCUAUUCAAUCGUAUAACAAUGCCCUGGCAAUAAAACCAGAUUUUCCCGACGCGUACUGUAAUUUAACACAUUGCCUACAGAUCAUAUGUAACUGGGAUGAUUAUGAGGAGCGAAUGAAUAACAUAAUAUCAAUAGUAAACGACCAGUUAGAGGGAGACAAAUUGUUAUCUGUACAUCCACAUCAUUCCAUUUUAUAUCCAUUGUCAAAUAGAGCAAGAAAAGAAAUCUCAACGAGACAUGCUACUUUGUACAGGGAUAAGGUAACAAUGGUUCAAAAAACUACUUUUGUCCACGAUAGAAAAUGUAACGGUAGGUUAAAAAUAGGCUACGUUAGUAGUGAUUUCGGUAAUCAUCCAACAUCGCAUCUAAUGCAAUCUAUACCAGGAAUGCAUGACCGAGCAAACCUAGAAGUUUAUUGCUAUGCUCUAAAUCCAGACGAUGGAACAACAUUCCGUAGUAAAAUAGUUAGGGAAGCAGAGCACUUUGUUGAUUUAUCACUUGUAAAGUGUAAUAUUGAAGCUGCCAAAAGAAUUUAUAGUGACAAUAUUCAUAUUUUAGUAAACAUGAAUGGUUAUACGAAAGGUGCUAGAAAUGAGUUAUUUGCCAUGAAUUGUGCACCUAUACAAAUAAUGUGGUUAGGCUACCCUGGAACAAGUGGAGCUGAUUACAUGGAUUAUCUUAUUACUGACAAAACGUCGAGUCCUAUGUCUAGUGAAGAUGAUUUUAGUGAGAAAUUUGCGUACAUGCCAUAUACGUAUUUCAUUGGGGAUCAUAAAAAUAUGUUUCCUCAUUUGAAAACGCGAUAUGAGGUUUGUGUAAAUGGGGAACAACAUAGUAAAUGUGUAGCAAUAUUAAAUGUUUCUGAGGAUAUUGAUAUAGAUGCAUAUUUUAAAGUAAGAAGAGAGAAAAAAACUUAUUCUUAUGAAAACAUGGAACCAAUAGAAAUAAUUAAUAAUGAAAUAGACAUUCCUAAUGAAGUGAUUAGAAAAUUUAAUAACUCAAGAGAAGAACAGGUUAGUAUGGAUGACGUUAUGAUAAUAAAUGGUACAACAAUAUAUAAUUUACACAAUAAUAUUGGUUCAGGAGAAAUCAUAUUUAAGAGUAUCAUUAUGACUACAAGGCAACAGUAUGGACUUCCUGACGAGGCUGUGGUAUUUUGCAACUUUAAUCAACUAUACAAAACUGACCCUAGCAUUUUGAGCAUGUGGGUUAGAAUUUUAAAGCGAGUGCCAAAUAGUGUUUUAUGGCUUUUAAGUUUUCCCACACUCGGGGAACCAAAUUUAUUGCGAUACGUAAAAAGUUUAGAAAUGUCGACCAAUAGAGUGAUAUUUUCAAAGAUUGCGUGCAAGGAAGAGCACGUCAGACGGGGACAACUAGCAGACGUGUGUUUGGACACGCCCCUCUGCAACGGUCAUACAACCACUAUGGAUGUUCUAUGGACCGGUACUCCAGUUGUUACCUUACCUGGUGACACUUUGGCGUCUAGGGUCGCUGCUUCCCAACUCAAUGCUCUACAUUGUCCGGAGCUCAUAGCGACAAAUAAAAGUGACUAUGAACAUAUAGCUGUGAAACUGGGAAACGAUGUGGAAUAUCGCAACUACAUUCGAGCUAAGGUGUCACACGCGCGAUUAGAAUCAACCCUAUUUGAUUGUAAGCACUACGCAAGCGGACUGGAAAGGCUCUAUAGAAAAAUGUGGGAGAGAUACAAGAACGGAAAACCUCCAGAUCACAUAGAAGUGUGGUGAAGAGGAAAAUCAUAAACCGUUGAAAUGAAUACUACUGGUCUGAAUAUUAUGCGUCCUUAGUUUAGUAACUUUGAAAAGUUGAAAGAAUGCUAUAAGUUUACCCCGUUGAAUAUAAUAUUGACCUAAAUGCAAAUGAAUAUCCUUUAAAGUUUAUGGUUAAACUAUAAUAACAUAAGACGUAGCAUUUGAUUUAGUAAUCAAAUGCUACGUCUUAUUAACGGCGAAUCGAAUUAAAGAAAUGCAGUAGUCAACAUCACAAUCCUGUUUAUAUUUAGAUCAAAAUUUUAAACGGACUAUACACUACAAUGAAUUUUUUAGAUAAUGUUAUUUAAAUUAGGUGAUUCUUAUUUAAUUCUUCAAUCUUCUCAGAUUGAAACUACUUUGUAAUCUUUACUACCCUGAAGUUGAUACGUUAUUUGGCAUGUCUACAUUGUGUAAUACACAUUACUUGUUUUAUUUUUCACUUUUAAACUGACCAGGGUUUAAGCUGAUAAUAUUUAACAUACAGGUUUCGUAUGUGAUAGUCAAUGGAAAUGACCCUCCAUUUCGACUAUAAUUAAGUAAGUGUGCUAUAUUCUGUAAAAUUUUAUUCCAAAGAAAAAUAUAGUUAAAUAUUUAUAAGACAGUAUAAAAACGUAAAUGUGAUGUGGUGACUCUAUUUUAAAAUUUUUAUGUUACGAACACUAUCAAAUCUUAACGUUUCUGCAUAAAAAACUAUGUUAUUUUUUGUUACGCAAAAUUUUCGAAUAAUUGAUGAAGUAAAAUUUUUAUAGUGCUUUAUUCAACUUUGCAAGUACACGUUGUCAAAGGAGUGUUUUGGAAAAACGACAAAAAUGUGUAUUUCUUUGUUGUCUGCACUUCACAUUUCUAGUUUAAUUUGUCUGUGGCAUUUUGAAAGCACCGUGUUUGGUUUUAUGUUUGUUUUCCGUCCACAUUUUACUAGGUAGUGUGAAAUUGUAUGUUUGAUCCUCGUUGGUUAUAUUAAAUGUUUUACA
Molecule: messenger RNA, 3749 nt
Organism: Aricia agestis (brown argus)
Lineage: Eukaryota; Metazoa; Arthropoda; Insecta; Lepidoptera; Lycaenidae
Product: UDP-N-acetylglucosamine--peptide N-acetylglucosaminyltransferase 110 kDa subunit-like
Exons: 7
Coding region: 262-2754 (830 amino acids)
Biological process (GO): protein O-linked glycosylation
Molecular function (GO): protein N-acetylglucosaminyltransferase activity; protein binding
Source: RefSeq, a predicted model, not a curated record